AUGGAACCGGAGCGUGUCAUGAACUGCAGGGGCGGCUCUGUUCUUGGGAAGAAGACCAUCCUUAAGAGCGACCACUUCCCGGGCUGCCAGAACAGGCGUCUCUCUCCCCAGAUUGACGGCGCCCCCAACUACAGGCAGGUCUGUUGCUCUUCCAUGUGAUAUCCGGUUGUCCUCUCUCUCUCUCUCUCUCUCUCUCUCUCUCUCUCUCUCUCUCUCUCUCUCUCUCUCUCUCAUAUCCAAGCUCGAUAACAUAUUUGAACAGGCGGGCUCACUGCGCGUUCAUGGUGUGGCGAUUCCGACAAUUGAGGGGAUCAGAAAUGUACUUAACCACAUCGGGGCGCAGAAGAGCGGGAAGCAAAAGAAGGUCCUCUGGCACAGUCUCCGGGAAGAACCCGUAAGUCUGCAUUAUUAUCUGCCCUUUUCCUUUGGAAUCAUCAUACAUCUUGGCGGUAUCAAGAAAAGCUGUUGACGGCAUGGUAUGCCUUGUAGGAGGAUAACUUUUAAGCUGGACUCUGAUCAGUUGGGUGUCGCUUCCUUUCUCUAUGUAAAACAGGUGGUGUACAUCAAUGGCCGACCAUUUGUGCUGCGUGAUGUCGAGCGUCCUUUCUCCAAUCUCGAGUACACGGUGUGUUGUUCGUAUUGAGCUUUUAUUUCUUCGUUAUCAUCAGGAUCCCUCUCGCACCAUUUUUAAUCAGGAGAUUGCUUCUUGAGGCCAUGCUGACGAUGCCUGGUUGCUUCAUUAGAUUGUACAACUGAUGCGUGUGACUGUCCCAAUAAAUAGGACAGUGUGUUCGCUGACACUAGCAAGUUUCAAUGGAUGGUAUUUCUUGAAGCCAUGGUGUGAAAUGAGAAGAAUUGAGUCCUGGGUCCAUUGUUCCGGCCUACAUUCCAGGAGAGGCCUGCUAUUUACCUGCCAUAUGGUGGAUUUAAUGCCCACAAAUCGAAACAUCACUCAUCUCCGUGUCCCAUCUAGCUUUGCAUGUUUAGGCGACUUGAAAGAGUUCUUGGCUAUCAUAAGCAUACACACGCUCACUUUAUGUAGUCAGGUCACCCCAAGAGGGAAUGGAGCCUUGUUUCUUUUCACUUUGUGGAAUUGUGACCUUCACGUUGUUGCUGGGCGCAGGGCAUAAACAGAGCCAGAGUCGAACAAAUGGAGGCUCGUCUGAAAGAUGAUAUUCUGCUGGAGGCCUCCCAGUACGUUUCUAGUAACUAUCACUUGCGUCUGUGAUUCCCCGUACUAAAAUGACAAAGUGGGACCAUAGUGUUAGUUUAUGUAUUCUCUCUGUGAUAGCUCGUUUUUCUUUGCACAUCUGAUUUAGCAGAUAUGGAAAUAAGAUCCUUGUAACUGAUGAACUGCCAGAUGGUCAGAUGGUGGACCAGUGGGAACCCAUCGUGCGUGAGUCUGUUAAGACCCCUCUCGAGGUAUAAUUUCGGGAGUUCUUUGGGGCGAGGUUGGAUAUACCUUUCAUUUGAACUCCUGAUUGGUGACGAUGGUCGUUUCCAUUAGGUAUAUGAAGAGCUGCAGGUUGAAGGGUACCUCAUUGAUUAUGAACGUGUUCCUAUCACUGACGAGAAGUCACCAAAAGAGCAAGAUUUUGAUAUCCUGGUUAGAUAAUAGCUUUAUACUUCUUUCAAUCAUGUCUCUCAUGUUUCCUCACACACAAAGAACCCUAUGUUUUGAUAAAUGCAAGGUUCAGGGCGCUCAAGUUCAAGAAUUAAGCUACCAGAAUUUGUAUUUGCAUAAGUUUCUGAUACUUUUAUACUCGUCAGAUUAGGCCACUGUUUGAUGAACAUGAAGGUCGUAGUUUAAUCAAUCAACGUAUUUUGUAUAGGUGGCAAUCAUAAUACAAUAAUGAUUUCAGAUUUACUGAGUUACGGGCCCCUGGUGUACUUCACCGAUUGCAUGAAUACUUAUCAAACUUUUAAAAUAUUGAGGAUAAUUUGCGUGGAGGGUUGCACGGGAUAAUUUGCAUUUUGGUAAUGUUAUGAAUAGUCUUGCAGUUUUCAUUGAGUUUUUAGAUAAUAUGAUAGAAAAUAAUUAAUUAUUCGUAAAAUGGUGAUGUGCCAUUUAACCGUUAAAAGUUGAAAGUAUUAAAUUUUCAUUACAUUGCCAAGAAGGAACAUGAGCAAAUGAGUUGCAUAGACUGCUUCUUUUUAGUCACCUAUUAAUCUGAUCCACGAAGGGUCAUUCAUGAUCUUUGGUCUAUUUUAUCAUCAAUUAUGCAUUAAUAGAGGGCUCUUUGGUCUUCUCACCUUCUUCUCUUCUCACUUCAGGUCCAAAGGAUCGCACAAGUGGAUAUAAAUACGGAGAUAAUUUUUAACUGUCAAAUGGGACGGGGUAGAACAACCACUGGGAUGGUGAUUGCCACAUUAGUUUACCUUAAUCGGAUUGGCGCAUCCGGUACAAUCAUCUCUUCUCUUCUUUGCUUCUUGGACAAAUAGGUCCAUCUUUUUUCUCAUGAUUAUUCAUCUGAUAAUCGUCAAUGUAGAAAGCAGAUACUGACUGUGCAGUAUUAUGCAAAUCCUGUAUUAACACUGUCGUGGCUUUCCAUGUUGCUGAUUUAUGGGUCUGUUGAUUAGGUAUUCCCAGGACGAGUUCAAUUGGAAAAAUUUUUAGUAAGGUGUCGGCAGUCAGUGAUAACAUCCCGAACUCUGAGGAAGCCAUACGCAGAGGUGAAUAUGCUGUGAUACGAAGUUUGAUUCGUGUCUUGGAGGUAUGAAGUAGUGAGUUUGUGUAGUUAUUAUCUUUCGUGUGCAGUGUGUGAUUGCUCACCCCUUUUCUGGUUUCCGAACAGGGAGGAGUAGAGGGGAAAAGGCAAGUGGAUAAAGUAAUAGACAAGUGUGAUUCUAUGCAGGUAGAUAUGUCGCAGUCAUGGCCAUUUAAACUGUGUUCAUUCAUUCCUAUGAGCCAUUUAAACUGCUGCUUUACUCUGUUGGUCAAUGAAGGAGAGGUUAGGUUCAGAUUCCGCAUUGAAAGCCUCUGAACUUGUGCUGAUGUCAUUUAGUUUCAUUCAAUUUUUUUUGCAGAACUUGCGAGAAGCUAUUGCUAACUAUCGCAGUAGUAUCCUUCGUCAACCGGAUGAGAUGAAGAGGGCAGCAUCACUCUCCUUCUUUGUUGAGUACCUGGAGCGCUACUACUUUCUCAUCUGCUUUGCUGUUUACAUUCAUACGGAGAGGGCAGCUCUCCAGCCUACUUCCUCAGAUCAAGUUUCUUUUUCUGAUUGGAUGAGAGCGAGGCCUGAACUUUAUAGCAUACUCCGCAGGUGUGAACCCAAUAACAUGACGCUAUUUGCUCGGUUAAUCAUAACUUCGCGCAAGUAUGGUUUUCAUAACAUUGACCAUUCUAGCCUCAUGAUUUUUUUUCCUGUUCUGUGGUUUUCUUUUCUGUAAUAAGGGGCUGUUGGCGUACUUUGCUUUCAAUGUUUCAUAUCCUUUUAGGGACACUUAAUGGGCUUGCAGAUAAGGAAACAGCUCUUUUAGAGAUACUUUAUGCAACAUAGUCUUUUAGAUAGGAGCUGGAAUUAGGUUGGUUAGAGUCGGAACCCCUCGUCUUAGAAUGCUCAACACAGACUUUGAUUAGUUCGUCAAAAUCAGUACUCUUCAUCGAACCGUUCUUUCAACAUCAGCCAAUGGCUUUCUUUAGGUUCCGAAAACUGUUGUGGCUCAUCUUAGCUAAUUUUAAAUGAUUUUAAUUAUAUUUUAGCCGGCAAAACGUUCUCGCAUCGUCUGUGGUGGUUCAUCACCUUAGUAGCACCCGGGUCUCUAUGACCAUGCAUUCAGUUAAAUUCCUGCUUAAACUCUUGCGAAUCAUUCACUGUCGCAUGGACUGAGAAUCACCCAAUAAUGUUGCCUCUCUGAACUUGUCUGUUUGUUGAAGUUCUAUAUAUUGUUUCUGUAGCCCAAUGCUUUCUUGGCGAGUUCACUUGUGACGCUUCCUUGAGACAUCAGGCAUGGCUAACCUCAGCGUUCCUGCUUUCACGGUCCUUCAUUGGUGCCAGCCAGCCCUACAUUAUGGAAUAGAUUCUUAUGAUGAUCGUGACUCUUGUCCCAUUUUGUGUCAGAAAAUGUAUGAUCUCCCAUUUUGACGUUUCUGUUUCAUUUAAAACCUAUCUUUCGCUUGUAAAUGGCGUAUCAUGUUCUUCUGUACAUUUUUUUUUACUGGUUAUGGUGACAUGCUAUCUUUCUUUUUCAAGUAUCUUCCUGAUCUGAUGUGAGGCAUCCCAUCCCACCCCACCCCGCCCCGCCACAUUUUCCCUUACAAAUAUGCAACGCUUCAUGCAUUUGUUCUUGAACACCAACGUCUUCUUUCUUCUCCACCAUUUCUUCAACAUGGAUCAUUCAGCUACCCUGAAUCUGACGGUCAGGGGACUCUGCCUGCAUGCCGAUACUGUUUAUACGUGGAAAACUUUAUAUAAGAUCAUUUAAACCAUAAAGGAUUCACGAGGAAAGGGAAAACUGGGCUAUAUUCCCUCUGGCAUGAAGAAUGUGCAGAAGCUAUCUCCGUUGUAUGAGACAUCGCGCAAUGCUUUCUUUUAAGAUUAUCUUAAAAAAAUUGGAUUGCUUAUUGGGGAUUGGUUACACACUCCCACUGUUAGCAUAUUAAUUUAAAGCAUCUGCUUACUUUUAAUGCAGAUUGCUAAGGCGAGAUCCAAUGGGGGCUCUUGGUUAUUCGACCCUAAAGCCCUCUUUAAUGAAGAUAGCUGAAUCUGCCGAUGGUCGUCCCUACGAAAUGAGCGUCGUUGCAGCCGUGAGAAAUGGGGAAGUUCUUGGAAGCCAAACGGUGUUAAAAAGUGAUCACUGCCCAGGUUGCCAGAAUCAUACUUUGCCUGAGAGGGUUGACGGUGCACCUAAUUUCCGAGAGGUCGCUGGGUUUCCCGUUUAUGGGGUUGCCAACCCAACAAUUGAUGGCAUCCGAGCAGUCAUUCAGAGGAUCAGCACCAUCAAAGGUCGGUGCCCAAUUUUAUGGCACAAUAUGAGGGAAGAACCGGUCAUAUAUAUCAACGGGAAACCAUUUGUUCUUCGUGAGGUGGAAAGACCCUACAAAAACAUGUUGGAGUACACGGUAAUGUUAUAUCUUACCCGGCUUUUCGUUAUGGCAGCUUCAUCUUGGCAUGCUUCUCUGACCAUCCGAUGUUCAUGGCGUAUACCGGAUCAUAAGAAAAUCAUCAUUCCUUUUGUUCAUGGGGGAGUGUUCCCUGUUAGUAGUUUAUUUCUUCCGUGAUGAAGUGAUGGUAAGACAUUGCCACUUUCAGGGAAUAGAUCAAGAGCGCGUGGAGAGGAUGGAGGCUCGGCUGAAAGAAGAUAUUCUGCGAGAGGCGGAGCGCUAUGGAGGUGCCAUAAUGGUGAUCCACGAAACCGACGACGGGCAGAUUUUUGAUGCGUGGGAACACGUCGGACCUAGAGCGAUCCAGACUCCUCUAGAAGUUUACAAAUGUUUGGAGGCCGAGGGACUUCCCAUUAAGUAUGCACGCGUGCCGAUAACCGAUGGGAAAGCACCAAAAAGCUCAGACUUUGAUACAAUCGCACUGAACGUGGCCUCUGCGCCCAAGGACGCAGCUUUUGUCUUCAAUUGCCAGGUAGAAUCCCCUCAGCUGCCAGUUUCGCUCUAUGUAGGGGGCAUUGGUGAAUUGGGAGAUCAAUUUAAUUUAUUAGCUUAUGGGUUGGCCUCGAUUGAUGAUUUCCUGACAGAUGGGCAGAGGCAGGACGACCACUGGCACCGUCAUUGCCUGCCUUCUGAUGCUCAGGAUUUGCCAUGGAAGGCCGAUAACAAUCCCGCAGGAGGACAGAUGCCAUGAGAAACUGGAUUCGGGCUCUUCGAGCAGUGAAGAGGCCGUCGACGAUAAUGGAGCUUCGUUGUUGCCCAGACACGAUGAGGCGCAGCGAUCUUUUAGGAUCGACGACAUCCCCCUCAUAAAGAAGAUCACAAGACUCUUUGACAAUGGCGUGGAGUGCAGAGAGGUUUUGGACGCUGUGAUCGACAGAUGUUCUGCUUUGCAGAACAUACGCCAAGCUGUGUUGCAGUACAGGAAGGUGUUCAACCAGCAGCAUGUGGAGCCGAGGGUGAGGCGGGUCGCUCUGAAUCGCGGUGCUGAGUAUCUGGAGCGCUACUUUCGGCUGAUUGCCUUCGCUGCCUACCUUGGGAGCAAAGCAUUUGAUGGCUUCUGCGGACAGGGAGAGGUGAGGGUCUCAUUCAAGACAUGGUUGCACCAGAGGCAGGAGGUCCAAGCCAUGAAGUGGAGCAUCAGGCUACGGCCCGGGCGCUUCUUCACCCUGCCGGUAAUGUUUUCUAAUGUGAAGAUGCCCAUAGAACUCAUCUCGUGCCGACCAUUUUCCUGAACGGAUCCCUUCUCUUGCACUGCGAUAGGAGCGGCUUCAAGUGUCGCAUGAGUUGCAGCAGGGGGAUGUGGCCAUGGAAGCCAUAGUUAAGUCCCGCAACGGCUCUGUUCUGGCGAAGGGCUCCAUACUCAAGAACUAUCUUUUCCCGGGCCAGGAGGCCUCUUCAGGCUGCGUCCAGAUCCCUGGCACGCCGCACGUCUACAAGGUAUUCUGAGCUUACUAAGCCCCCUGUUGGAACAUCUUUGUAAACUCUCCAAUCUCAUUUCUAGCUUUGGCGAUUGCCCUUUUGCAUGGUUCAUAAAAUAUAAGUCGCUGACAUCUUAGGAUGAUUUUAUGUCCUCAAUUUACAGAGAGAGAGAAGCUAACAGAUGCGUAACCCAAUACGCAUGAAAACUAGGUGAACAACGUUGAUAUGUUCUCCAUCAAUUUGGGGAUGACCCAUUUCUAUUAUGCUCGUAUUUUGCCGUCCAUUCCAUGGCCAUAGAACCUCUUUUCUUCCUUCAGUCUCUCUUGAUCUGGCUUCUCAUCACGUUUAGACAAUGUUGGUAUCACUACUGCCUUAAAGUGUAAAAGCUUAGCACUCUCAUCUGUUAGCUGCUCUCGUUGAAGAAUACGCGUCGAUGUUCUUCACCAAUAGAUGUAUCUGUCUGGUUCAGGCUGCUGGGUUCCCUGUGUACAGCAUGGCGACUCCGACAGUGAAUGGGGCGAAGGAAAUGCUCGAGUACCUGGGUGCAAAGUCGAUGGGGGGCCGCGCAGCGCAGAGAGUGGUAAUCACUGACCUGAGAGAGGAAGCAGUGGUGUACAUCAAUGACGCACCGUUCGUUCUCCGGGAGCUGGACCACCCCGUGGACACGCUUAAGCAUGUGGGCAUCACCGGCCCUCUGGUAAGUUGCCAGCACCUGGCUAGCUGUUCAGGAUGCCGGAGGGCGGUGAGGCUCCUCUCUGGUUUUCUCAUGGUCCCUUCUCGGCGGUGUAUGCAUACAGGUGGAGAACAUGGAGGGGAGGCUCAAGGAGGAUAUAAUCGCCGAGGUGACGCAGAGAGGGGGGCAGAUUCUCUUGCAUCGGGAGGAGUUCAACCCGAUCUCGAAUCGUUCCAGCGUGAUCGGAUACCGGGAGAAGAUCUCGCCGGAGGAAGUGAAGACGAUCGCGGAGGUGUACGCCGGCCUGAGAGACGAAGGGUACGACAUCGACUAUCGUAGGGUUCCCCUCACCAGAGAACGGGAGGCCCUGGCUUCCGAUGUCGACACCAUUCAGUACCGCAGGACCGAGUACGCACCAAUCACUGUGUUCUACCCGAGCUCGGGAUUCUCUCCUCUCUGGUAAUCGAACCUGUCUUUCUUGUUCAUCAGGACCGCAGGCUGCUAUCUCUUCAUUUCUCACACGGGGUUUGGAGGAGUGGCUUACGCCAUGGCCAUAAACUGCCUUGGGCUCGACGCCGCCGGUAGGCUGCCCUCGUCGGAGACUUUGGAGCCCUCGGAAGAGGCGAGCAGUCUCCCUCUCGCGCAGAGUGAUACGGUAGCGCCAUCGCAGCUCGUCGGCGAGGAGACGCUCAAGCAGGGAGACUACCGGGACAUUCUGAGCCUCACUAGGGUUCUGACUCACGGGCCGAAGAGCAAGGCCGAGGUCGACCUGGUCAUAGAAAGGUGACGACUUGCUUCCACAUGGCGCAGGGGAGGCGAUGUUUGUUCUUGGCGAUUAUAAUUCCUUCCCUCUGGCGCUGAUUUUGCUCUGAUCAUCGUCGACAGAUGCGCAGGCGUCGGGCAUCUGCGUGACGAUAUCUUCCACUACAAGAAGGAGCUCGAGAGUUGUCACGGGGGCGAUGAGGAGCUGAGGUCCCACAUCAAGGACAUGGGCAUCAAAGCCCUGAGGUUAGCUUCUUCCUCCGAGUGGUUCCAUUAAAAGCAGCAGCGUUUCUUCGUUUUGAGUUGAGGAACUGGGAGUGAUUUACGGAGGGCGCCGCCAAUUCUUGGCUGGCUGUGUAGGCGAUACUUCUUCCUCAUCACCUUCCGGGCGUACCUCUACAGCGCCUCCCCUCGGGAGACGACCUUCGCCGAAUGGAUGGGAGCACGGCCGGAGCUCGGGCACCUCUGUGACAACCUCAGACUGGAUAAGUAG
Spirodela intermedia is the source of this 8451-nucleotide messenger RNA. Lineage: Eukaryota; Viridiplantae; Streptophyta; Magnoliopsida; Alismatales; Araceae. The record is from the annotation of a GenBank genome assembly.